AUGCAAAUUUUAUGGGCUGUUAUAACGCUGAUAAAUGCUAUAGAAGUAGAAAUCGACGAUACAGGGCAAAAAAAGAUCGACAAGAAAGUCGAAAAAAUCGUUGAAAAAAUCAACGAAGAGCAAAAUUACAAUUUUCAAAGUUUUGUUAAUGAAACAUAUGAAAAUGCCCCAUCAGAUGAAGAACUCAGAACACUAGAAGGACUAGAAGAAUUGGAAGAGAAAUUUAAAUCGUGGAAAAAGGAGAGAAAUGCGGAAGCGAGAAAAGACAGAGAUGUGGGAAAUUUUAUCGAGAAGGAAAAGCAAAGAUUUGAUGAAGAUGAUGAUGAAGACCUCGGCUGCACAGUCCUCCCACCAAAUUGCAACGACCGUAAAUUUCGCUUCCGCGGAUGCACAAAUGAAGACCCAUACAAAUGGAAAAAUGGAGAUAAGUGUCGAUUUAUUUCGUCUCAGGAUGAAAGGUGGCGUUGGCGAUCAGUACAGUGCAAGUGCAGGCGAACACGUGACGAGCGAAAUUGCGGAUUAGAGACGGCUUAUAAAUAUGUGCCAAAAGAAUCGCUAAUUUUCAGAGGAAAUAACCGAACCCGCCAACAUGGUCAUCUUCCGGGCGAUUGGGAGCCCUACCGAAAAGAAAACGGCCGACUUGAUUGGGUCCCGAUGAAAAUUCCAAAUUGCGGCAGCAUCGGUCGCGCGGUUUCUCAAUGCCCCGGUGAUUUGGACAAAAACCAACCGUUUUACAUCGAUCGAGACAUUUCUGAGAACAUCAAGUUUGGCGACAUUGCGAGGAUAAAGUGCCCCAAUCGGAUUUUGAAUGAAGACGGAAGUGAGGAACCGAGAGUCUGGAAGAUAAAAUGUGGAAUUGGGGCUUGGACGUUUUUGAAAAAUGGAUCGUCUAUUGAUCAACCCGGCCUGGGAGAGUUCUGCAAGACGGAAUGGGGCGCCUGGGGCGAGUGGAGCCAAUGCAGCUCGAGUUGUGAUGGAGGAGUCGCGCAUCGAAAAAGAAGCUGUUUUUACAAAGGAGAAUGCGCGAUAACAAAACGAGAUGCCGCGCUCUGUAACGAAACUACACGCGAAAUUCUUCAUCCUCUUUCUUCUCAAAUGUGUGAAGGUGGCGAAGAAGCAUCCACUGAUUCUACUCUUUGUGCUGUUGGAGUAAAAUGCGUUCAAUGGGCGAUUUGGACCGAGUGGACAGCACCAAGUGAUCGUUGUGAAUCAAGAAGAUUUCGCGAGUGUCAAAACUGCUUGGCAAAUGGAACUUGUCUCGAAAUACCCAAAAAUGAACAAACUUGUGAAGGACCGAAGAAAGAAAUUGAGUAUCAUACGAAUAGAGUUGGAUGCAAGUAUAUUUUGUCGAUUCAAGAAGAUAAGCCGAUUGAAAUCUUUGACACACGAAGAGGGAAGAUUUCAGCACUUGAUGCAAAUCUGAAGGGCGUUCCAAAAUCGUCCCCUUUUAUCAACAUUGACUGUUAUGUCAAACUGAAAGGGUCCAUCUACGUCCUUGCCCAGCACGAAAGCGACUCACAUCGAGCCUUUUUCAAGAGUAAUAACGAGACUGAAAGCUGGGAACGAAUCGGUGGAAUUCCUGAAGAUACAACUGAAGCUGGCUGCGUCGCGAGCCCGAGAAAGAUUUGGAGAUGCGGAGGAUUUCUGAAUAAGGAGGAGAAUAUUCGAUCAGACAAAUGUUUCAGUUGGAACGGAACCGACUGGGUCGAGGAAGCUUCAAUGAACGCCCCUCGCGCGGGCCAUUCCAUCUUAGCUACAUCACGCACACUCUACGUCUUCGGCGGCAAUGACCAAAGUACCUCUCUUGAAAUCUUCUCUUCAACAAGCAAAUCUUGGAAAAUGUUCCCGUGGAAUAUUCCUCACUCCGAUUUUGAGCCCGGGAGCCCGAUUUGGAACCCAAGAAAAGAUUUUGCCUGGUUCGUCGGAACAAAGGAUCAAAAGUCUGAUAAAAUUUGGAGAUUUGAUCCGAGCAAUAACGAAAUGAAGCUAUUUGGGCAUCUUUCUGAAGCAAGGAUCCAACCAUCUGUAAUUUUGUCAAUGAGAGAGCUUGAUAGAAACGCAUCCGGCCGCGGAAAACCUCAAUUGAUGGUUGAUGGAGGAAUCAGAGCUCAUAAAAAGACUGAAAUCUUCCGCGAACUCUGCGACAUCUGGAAUUGGAAAGAAGAAAAUCACGAUUCGAACAUUUGCGAGUCAAUUGAUCGCCUUGGCGAAGUAAAAUCAUCAACAGUCGUUCUUCCCUGGCCCUGA
Messenger RNA from Oikopleura dioica, 2247 nucleotides. The record is from the annotation of a GenBank genome assembly. Lineage: Eukaryota; Metazoa; Chordata; Appendicularia; Copelata; Oikopleuridae.